CGACUAGAGAAAGUGAUGACUUAAAGCACCCUCUCUUGUAUCCAAUUUGAGCUCAGUGUCUGAAACAGUAGGUCUCGUGGAACGUUUUUCUUUUCAGCUUGUGAAGAGUCAGUAACUGGCCUCUUCCGGCAUGAAAUGGAGACACUCAAAUUCCCAGGAUCAACAAUUACCUUAAUUGCUAUCAAUGGGUUGCAUGUUGCUAAAGCCAUUGUGCUCCCAGUGAAAUCCAAGUACAUUCCUGGAGUUGGGGUCAAGGUGAAAUUUUCUGCUAAACUCAAAAUCCUGGGCACUUGCUGGUCUAUCCUCUUAUCUGGCCUGACCACUAUCAACGUGCAUGUAGACUGUAGUGCGCUCGUUCUGCUGCCUAAGUAUUUGCCGCUUACCACCAGCGUUGCCGUCAAGGAUUGUCAAUGUGCGAUGGUUCUCAAGGACAUCAGUAUCAACUUGCUCGAUAUCCGUGCGAGCGUGACAGCCAGCCUAGGGAACAACAUUCUACUGGCGUUACAAGUCAAGAUCCCGACGAUACUUUCCGCUUGUAUUUCCUUCGGGCAUUCAAAGAUGCUGAGUGAGAUUAACUCUGUACUCCCAUUUGAGAAGGGAAAGCUCCUGUAUGUGGCUCAAACUCCAAAAGUAAAUGACCGGUUCAUUGAAAUUCCUGUACAGACGGAAUACCUGGCUGACGAUGGGAAGAAGAUCCCCAUUCCACCCCUCCCGGAGAACUUUGUGAUAUUGCCAGAAAUGAAUCAUACAUCUGAGGCCAUAGGGGAGAAUGUCAUCACUUCUAUCUUCUCCUACACAGUCUUCAAGAAACCUCAUUCCUUCUCUUGUACCCCUCAAACGUUUCUUGACACUGUCUCCCUGGAGCUGAUCCUCUCUGAACUGAUUGUUUCCAAGUGCCCAACCUGCACUCCAAUCUCCUCUUCGCUGUUCAUCAUUACCAAAAUGGUCACACCUCUGACGGUCGGUCUGGAUGUGAACCUGUGCACCAUGAAUCUCACUCUCAGCCUGCAGAUAAUGGAUAAAAAGGGAAACAAGAAACCUGUGCUCCUCGUUGCUUUGAAAGCAGAACUCGGUUUGGUUGCCACUCUCCAGCUGGUUGAAGGAAAGGUGCAAUUCACUGCAUCCCUGGACAGAUUGCAUUUCAAGCUGCUUUCCUCAAUCGUGGGCCCUGUCAUUAUUGUACGUCUUCAGGUGCCUUUGAGAGCCUUCAUCACGAAAAUUAUACUAAAGGAGAUCAACUUUUACCUCCACUUAGCAAAAAUCCCAAUAUUUAGAGCACCAGGACUGAAGCCCAGCUUUGCUCAUUGCCACCCUUCUAAGCACUGUCUUGUGUGCCAUAAAAAACUCCAUAAAGGGUGAUGUACCAGGCGAGUGUGGUGCUGACUCACCUCUGACACCGAGGAGAGAGAAGAAAGAGUGGCACAAAUGAGGAGGCUUAAUUCAUGUUCCUUUUUCCAAAAUUUUGAUUCAAGCUUUUUACUCUGGGGAAAAAUUGCCACAUCUGCUAUGGAAUUUCCGCUAAAGAACGGCCGUAGAUCUGAUAGUCUCCUUGUUACUUGGAUUUACUAUUUUUCAAAUCAAAUCUGUCUUGAGUGAUAAGUUUCAGGGAGGGUUUGGGAUUGUAGUUAUUAUUCUAUUAGUUUCCUUUGGUUACUCUGUUAAUAAAUCAUUCUUCUUAGCAUGCUUGCUGUGUUCAUUUCACCCCACUGCAGGAUUCGGUUCCCUAUUUGAGAAUUCAUACUGCUCUCCACCCCCACAUAAGAUUUGUGUAUUAGUAAUUAAUUCCAUCUGCUGUUCUUCAUUGUCCAGUGCAUAUAGGUCAUACAUAUAUACAUGCACCACAUUAAUAGUUAUGUGCAUGGUAUUAAUAUUUGAUUUAUGUGUGUGUGUUGGGUGAUCAUGCUAAACUCUAUUAUUCUUGCUCGCUUAUGCUAAGGCAUAUGUCCCACAGUGCUCUGGGACACGUAUGGUUUAGGCGAAUACACAUACUAUCCAAAGCUGGAUGGACGAAUGUUCUAAACAUAGGAGCAAUGUGGCGUAAGGAAAUCAUGGAAGCUGUAUGAAUGCUUUGCAUUAGGCAGUACCUUCAUGCCCCCUAACAUUUGGAAUUUAAUAUUCAAAACAAAAGAUGGGAAAGUACAGCUCCACCAGAGUCAAAGCUGGCUAGUUGCACUUAAACGUUGUGUGUGUGAACAGUGCUCUGCUACUUGUAACCAGCCAUGCUAUAAAAGAUUGGAGUCAUUUGGGAAGCACAGCUUCUGGGUGAACUGAAAAUGCUGCCUGACUUUGCUUCCUGGGAAGGAUUGGUGAGGUAUUAACUCUUUCCUGUACUGUAUUACUUUGUCUUUAGACAAUACAUUUGCUUGAGCUUGAUUAUCUAAUCUCCUGAACAUUCUUAAUUUUAGGUCUAGUCAAUUCGUUGGCUGUUAAUUGGUAUCCUCCUGGAAACCAGAUGUUAGAAAUGAAAAGUUCUGAUAGGUCAUCUGAUCUAUUGCUCCCUAGAUCGGUGCUUCUCAAAGUCAGGCCGCUGGUUGUUCAGGGAAAGCCCCUGGCGGG
Messenger RNA from Chrysemys picta bellii (western painted turtle), 2556 nucleotides. The record is from RefSeq and is a predicted model, not a curated record. Lineage: Eukaryota; Metazoa; Chordata; Testudines; Emydidae.